AUGAUGAUUGAACAACAACACUCUGCAAAAAAUGAGAUUCCCUUAUUUCGAGUUUUCAUCGCUCCAAACGCGACUGAAAUCACGGGGAAAACGUUACACUCUGGAUACAUCACGCAAGGACCUAAAGUGGAUGCAUUUGAAAGGAAGUUUAAGGAUUACUUGGAAAACCCGUACACUCUCGCUUUGAAUUCAGCCACUUCCGCGCAUCAUCUCGCUUUACACUUAUUGAAAAAACCAGCUGGACCAAAUUGGCCGGGGUUACAGAAAGGCGAUGAAAUUUUAAGCACCGCAUUGACAUGCACAGCCACAAACUUUCCUAUUUUAGCAAACGGGUUCAAGAUUAAGUGGGUCGAUGUGGAUCCAGCAACGGGCAAUAUGGAUGUGAGAGACUUACAAAGAAAAAUUACGAAGAAUACAAAAGUUAUCGUUUUCGUCCACUGGGGCGGGACACCUGCGGACUUGGACGGAGUCAGAAAGGUACAAGACUAUGCCGAAAGUAUAUUCGGAUUUCGACCUGCGGUGAUUGAAGACGCGGCGCACGCCAUGGGCGCUGAGUAUCAUGGUAUUAAAAUUGGCGCUUUAGAUAGAGGCAACAUCGUGACGUUUUCCUUACAAGCCAUCAAGCACAUAACAACCUCAGACGGUGGAUUGCUUUGUCUCCCAAGCGAAGAACUUUACGAAAGAGCUAAACUUUUACGCUGGUAUGGUAUCGACAGGAAAAAAAGAAACAAUCAUAAGAAUAAAGAUUUCCGUCUCGAAUCCGACGUCAAAGAAUACGGCUUUAAAUUUCACAUGAACGACUGGAACGCGAGCCUGGGAUUGGCAAAUUUUCCAUUUCUGGGUAAAAAUUUGGCAAGGCACAGAGCAAAUGCACGCUUUUACGAUGAGAAUUUGAGAAAUACAAACGGAAUUAGACUGAUUUAUCCACCAAACGGCGCGUUGUCUUCGUAUUGGGUGUAUUCGUUAUUCGUUGAAAAUAAUAAACCGGAUUUCAUGGAGUAUAUGAAAAAUAAAGGCGUCUUUGUUUCUCAAGUGCACGCGCGAAAUGAUACGCACUCGGUGUGCGCGCCUUUUCGAGCUCAUCUCCCAAACUUGGAUGAUGUUGAAAGAAAGCUUGUCGCUAUCCCAUGCGGUUGGUGGGUGACCAACGACCAAAGAGAAUACAUCGCGCAUUCCAUUCAAUUUUUUUUUCGUCAUCACGAUAAAAAAAACUCCAUUUCCAUCUCACGAAAAUGGACGAUUUCGUAUGGAGAGGAGACAACCAACAAAGUUUCUAUACCGAGACACGUUUCUCGCCGAAAAAUCAUCAUCACCGGCGGUUGCGGUUUUAUUGGUCAUCACGUCGUUGAGCACUUUUCGCGAACGACGGAUUGCGAUCUCGUGGUUAUCGACAAGUUAUCUUACGCCUCUCUCGGGUACGACCGCUUGAGAGAUACCGGCGUGAUUGACCGCGUGCAAGUUUUUGCGACAGACCUUGUGAAUGGAAUCCCCGAAGGUGUUGUUUACGAGCUCGGGAAUCGAAUUGAGUUUAUCGUGCACAUGGCGGCUGAAACACACGUCGAUAAUUCCAUCAAAGAUCCCGUUCCUUUUAUUCGCAACAACGUGGAGAGCACGAUUUCAAUUCUCGAAUAUACGAGAAAUUUACUCAAAAGUGGCUGCGAUUUGAAGAGAUUUUUUUAUUUCAGCACGGAUGAGGUUUACGGCCCGGCAUUGGGUACGACAGUUUUUGACGAGUGGGACCGUCAUAAACCAACAAAUCCAUAUUCGGCCUCAAAAUCAGCCGCCGAGAAUAUUUGCAUUUCAUACGAAAAUACGUACAAAAUUCCUCUCAUGAUUGUCAACGUCAUGAACGCGUUCGGUGAAAGACAACAUCCUGAAAAAUUUAUACCAAAGUGCAUCCGCAAAAUAUUAGCUGGAGAAACGGUACACGUUCACAGUUAUCCUGACAAGCGACGCGCAGGAACUCGAUUUUAUAUCCACGCGAGAAAUAUCGCCGCGGCUGUUGGAUUUUUGCUGGAAAAAGGCUCCGUAGGAGAGAAAUAUAACAUUACUGGUGAAAAAGAAGUCGAUAAUUUAGAGUUGGCGACGUUUAUCGCAAAAGUCUGUCAGAAACCAUUGAUUUAUGAGAUGGUUAAUCAUCAUGCCGAUCGCCCCGGUCACGAUUUGCGCUACGGUUUAUCAGGGGCUAAAAUGGCAAAAAUGGGUUGGGUACCUCCAUAUGGAUUUGAGGCGUCUUUAACGAAGUCUAUCAAGUGGACGCUACAGAAUAGGCAUUGGUUAGAGCUGAAGAGAUGGGCAGAAGAUCCAAACAUUUACGAAGGAAUUGCUCCGGAGGAUAUCGGGAAGGUGUUUGAUCCAACCAUAUCCACGUCAAAUACAAAGAAGGAACUAGCUUUGAAGAAGAAGAAGAACGAGAGGCUUUCGAAACUAUAG
Molecule: messenger RNA, 2433 nt
Organism: Bathycoccus prasinos
Lineage: Eukaryota; Viridiplantae; Chlorophyta; Mamiellophyceae; Mamiellales; Bathycoccaceae
Product: glucose dehydratase
Exons: 1
Coding region: 1-2433 (810 amino acids)
Source: RefSeq, a predicted model, not a curated record